AUGAAUGUCCUAAUUAAUCUAGUGACAGAGAAUGAACCUUGGACAAGUUUAUCAACUAUUAUUCUUCAUGGUGAAUUGCAAACAGAAGAGUUGAGAAGAUCCGAAAAUGAGCUGAUAAAGUAUUUACAAAAUCGUGAGUUGAAUAAAGUUAUUGCAAAGUUACAAAAUUCUGAUGUACAAGGGAAAAGUGUGCUUAGAAAUUUGAAAAUUGCACCUUCAAUGCAAAAGUUGAAUCCUGUUUUAAUUGAAGGAAUAUUGAGAGUGGGUGGAAGAUUGCAGAACGCACCCAUAGAAUUUGAUUUGAAACAUCCAAUAAUACUGCCAAGUAACCAUCAUAUCACACAGUUGAUUGUCAGAGAAUACCAUAAAAGUUCACAUCAUUGUGGAGCAAGUCAUACAUGGAAUUUGCUGAGACAGAAGUUCUGGAUUAUCAAUGGAGCUGUUGUUGUAAAGCGAAAUAUUCGUAAUUGCAUUUUUUGCAAAAAGAGAAAUGCUUCGAUGGGUAAGCAAUUUAUGGCUGACCUACCUAAAGAGCGUGUGACACCAGAUCAACCACCAUUCACAUGUGUUGGAGUUGACAACUUCGGACCGUUGUUGGUGAAGCAAGGAAGAAGUUCUGUGAAGAGAUGGGGCUUGAUAAUAACCUGUGCAACAACUAGAGCAGUGCAUUUGGAAAUUGUGCAUAGUAUGGAUGUCAAUUCAUUUAUUAAUGGAUUAAGAAGAUUCAUUGCCAGAAGAGGCAAGAUGUCAACCAUUAUUUGUGAUAAUGGGAGCAAUUUUACAGCUGGAAAUAAAGUGUUGAAGAAAGAAAUUCAAAUUUGGAAUUCCAGUAAAAUGGGAGAAUUUUGCAGACAAAGUGAUAUCAUAUUCAAGUUCAAUCCUCCCACAGCUUCACACUUUGGAGGUUUCUAUGAAAGACUCAUCAGAUCAGCAAGAAAGAUAUGA
This is a messenger RNA of Styela clava, 945 nucleotides long. The record is from RefSeq and is a predicted model, not a curated record. Lineage: Eukaryota; Metazoa; Chordata; Ascidiacea; Stolidobranchia; Styelidae.